Molecule: messenger RNA, 675 nt
Organism: Oldenlandia corymbosa var. corymbosa
Lineage: Eukaryota; Viridiplantae; Streptophyta; Magnoliopsida; Gentianales; Rubiaceae
Source: the annotation of a GenBank genome assembly
AUGAGUAGGUUUGCCGCCGCCGUCACUCUUGGAGGUUGCCGCCGUUGUCGCUCAUGGAGGUUGCCGCUGUGCUUGGAGGUGCAUUAUCUUCAGAAGGAAGUAAAGAUGGAUGGGAAUGGUAUGAGGAUACCAAAUGUGGUUGCCUUGGAUAUAGGGGCAUCUUUCCUUCCCAGACGACAUUCCUCAUCUUCAGAGGAACCAGAAGCGGAAUCACUAGGCUGGGGUGGUGGCAUUGAUCAUGCAGGUGCAUCAUCUUCAGAAGGAAGUAAAGAUGGAUGGGAAGGGUAUCAGGAUCCCCGAUGUGGUUGCCUUGGAUAUAGGGGCAUCUUUCCUUCCCAGGCGACACGACAAGAACUUGUGGCUCGAACACAUAAUGUUGGGGUUAUUCGAAAGCGGUUGCUUCCUUUAGAGUUUCUAGAUGACAAUGGAAAGGAGGUAGAAGGUAAAGUUGUUCCAAAAUUACAAGUGAUUGCUGAAUCGUCUGGGAAAAAAGUGGGUACCAUCACUGCAGCAUUGGGGAGCCGUGGCCUUGGUCUUCUACGCUUGGAUGCAGCUUUCAAAGAGCAAGACUCUUUGUCCAUACAAGGUCAGGAAAAUGUCAAGGUUAAGGCCCGUAAACUAGAUUGGUGGCCGUCUUGGUGGCUUGCGGAGGAUCAACAGAGCGCAGCAACUUAG